Messenger RNA from Aspergillus ibericus CBS 121593, 1574 nucleotides. RefSeq lists its product as uncharacterized. The coding region runs from base 1 to 1473 and encodes 490 amino acids. NCBI's taxonomy places the organism in Eukaryota, Fungi, Ascomycota, Eurotiomycetes, Eurotiales, Aspergillaceae. The record is from RefSeq and is a predicted model, not a curated record. The transcript has 6 exons.
AUGGUCGCCAACCCCGGGGACACUAUAGACACCCAGCGCGUUGAUGGAGUCCAAAGCGGCAUCCAGCCCACCGACCGUGAAAAGCAGAAUAGACUUGCUCUUUACAUACCAUAUACAUCUUGGGCAGAACGGCCCCCGAAGCCGAAAACCGUGGGAAGUAAGAGCUCGUCGGUGCCAGAACCAGUCGGCGGCAAUAGAGCAAACGAACCGCCAGCACCGGCAGAAGAUCAACAAGCUCGCAGACCAUCGACAGACUCCGGGCAGCACGAUCAUCAUAUAUUGCAUUCAUCAAUGACACUAGACCAGUAUUACUGCACGUCCUUAGAGGACACCACAGAUCGGGACUUUGAUCAGGUCGUCUCACGGUACCUGGAAAAUCAAGAUGGACCAAAUAGUAACGUGGAAAAUAGCAUGGGCGAGGCCGUCCGAGCUGAACAUCCACCAGUACAACCUCAGAACACCGCGGACACGGAGAAAGGAACAAAUCAGUUGACCAUCCAGAUGUUGAUGGUCGACCAGCUCUGGCUUUGGAUCAUCGACGAAAAGACCAUCAUCACAAGUACAACCCGGAGGACAGACACGGAUGAUCCGGUUCUGCAGAAAAUUCUUGAAGGACUUGUCAAUCACAGAAGCAAAGGUUGGAGUCGACCAACAUCGGUGGACAUAAUGCUGCGACUGUUGGUUGACACUACUAUGGGCUUUCUGUCAGACAAGAAGGCCUCAGCCAGCGGGGAAGCCAGUCUUUUUGAGGAGUUUCAGGGCUUCAUCAAAAUCGGUCAAAAACCGAACGACAUGGCUCAGAAAAACAGCCCGGAGCACAGCCCUCAGGAGAGAGGCACUCAGACGAAGAGCCCACAGAUGGAGAACCCCUACUAUGACAUCAAGCGAGAGAUCGAUCUAUUGCGGAAGAUUAAAGACAUUCUCGAUGAGCUACACAUUUUGAAAAGCUUGGUCGAUGAUCAAGAAGCCGUCUUUCUACAAGCAUUCCCGGCGGAGCGUCCAGACCCUUGGACCGAGCUCUAUGCAUAUUCUCAGGUUGCAGACCUAAAACGGGAGCUCCAGGAGAUGACUAGGGAAGCUAAAGAAGUGCAAGAGGCAAUUUAUACUCUCCUAGACUUGAAGCAGAAACAGGCAAAUAUCUCGGAAGCCAAGGCUAUGGCCGAGCAAACGAGAGAGGCAGGAAUGCAGACACAGCAUUCCGCAAGGCAGAAUGACACUAUCAUGGUCUUUACUGUCGUGACUAUUAUCUUCGUGGGCCCCUCCCGGUUUCACUGCUUUGCAUUCAACGCAAGCUGGCUGCUGGAGCUUGUUGCCGCAUCCCCCACGCCAUCAUCGGCAACUCUUAGCCCUCAUUCAACCGAUUCAAACGGUCCGAAAGAGAAUAUGUCGGAUGGUAACGGAGUGCAUCCAGGGAUAAUGUGGCGAUACCGAAACAUUCGCUCUGCACAUGGCCCAGAUAUUGAACAGCAGUAAUGGCAAACGGAUUCAAGCAAAUGUCGUCAUCAGCGGGUACAUCGCUGCCGGGGUGGAAUUAUCCGAAAGCUCGAGUGCUCAUUUUAUGGGCUGAGUUAUUU